UAGCAGCUGAGCACUUAACCGUCGGACCACCAGGGCUCCUUCCUGUAAGUACUAGUAUCACCCAAUAUUAUUUAUUGAUUGAUUUAUUAUUAUUGCUUCACAGUGAAGAACUGAACGUCAUCAUGUCUGGAGUCAAGCGAACCAUCAAGGAAACCGACCCUGAUUAUGAGGAUAUAUCUGUCGCCCUUCCGAAUAAACGGCAUAAAGCAAUUGAGAAUUCAGCUCGAGAUGCUGCCGUACAGAAGAUCGAGACUAUUAUCAAGGAACAAUUUGCCCUUGAAAUGAAGAAUAAGGAGCAUGAAAUUGAAGUCAUUGACCAGCGACUGAUCGAGGCAAGAAGGAUGAUGGAUAAACUUCGUGCCUGCAUUGUGGCAAACUACUAUGCGUCUGCAGGUCUUGUAAAAGUUUCUGAGGGAUCAAAGACAUGUGAUGCAAUGGUUUUUAAUCAUCCUGCUAUCAAGAAAUUUUUCGAAUCACCGUCUAGAUCAUCAUCUCCUGCCAAUCAGAGAUCAGAAACACCAUCAGCCAAUCAUUCAGAGAGCGAUUCUUUAUCUCAACACAAUGACUUUUUAUCUGACAAAGACAACAACAGCAAUAUGGACAUAGAGGAAAGAUUAUCAAACAAUAUGGAGCAGAGACAAAGCCGAAAUACUGGAAGGGACACUUCUAGUACCACUGGCUCUCGUAAAACAGACCAGCGGAAUGCCGAUUUUACAGGGGAUGAGACUUCACGACUUUUCGUGAAGAAAACGAUAGUGGUGGGCAACGUGUCCAAAGAACCUCCUUUUCAUCUGACCAGGAGAGGCUGGGGUGAGUUUCCUGUCAGAGUCCAAGUUCACUUUAAGGACAGCCAGAACAAGAGGAUAGAUAUCAUACACAAUCUGAAGCUGGAUAGAACUUACACCGGCUUGCAGACUCUUGGAGCAGAGACGGUGGUGGAUGUUGAGCUCCAUCGGCAUUCUCUCGGAGAGGACUGCGUUCACCCUCAGUGCUCUGAAUCGGACGGCUCUGAUGCCCCUCCGUCUUCGCCUUUAACCAUUCCAGCCCCAGUGAAAGCCUCCUCACCGAUUAGGCAGUCACAUGAGCCAGUCCCUGAUACCUCUGUGGAGAAAGGAUUCCCAACCAACACUGAAGCCGAGAGACACACUACAUUUUAUUCUUUGCCAUCUUCCUUGGAACGAACACCCACGAAAAUAACAUCCCAGAAAGUUACCUUUUGUUCUCAUGGCAAUUCGGCUUUCCAGCCAAUAGCAUCCAGCUGCAAAAUUGUCCCACAAAGUCAGGCUCCUAAUCCUGAGUCACCUGGAAAGUCCUUCCAGCCCAUCACCAUGAGCUGCAAGAUUGUCUCAGGUUCCCCAAUAUCAACUCCAAGUCCAUCACCAUUGCCUCGAACCCCAACUUCUACUCCAGUCCAUGUGAAGCAGGGCACUGCUGGCUCCGUUAUUAGUAAUCCUUAUGUUAUCAUGGACAAGCCCGGGCAGGUUAUUGGUGCCACCACUCCCAGUACAGGAAGUCCUACAAGCAAGCUCUCCACUGCUUCCCAGGCCUCCCAGGGGACAGGUUCCCCGAUUCCUAAAAUCCACGGAAGUAGUUUUGUCUCAUCUGCUGUCAAGGUAACACUCUUACUGCAUUAUUGCACUUGGCUAGUUUCUAAAGAUAGUCUGUUCAGCCUCAGCAAGAAUCUGUCCCUUAAUGAUGCACAUUUCACAAAGGAGAUUAUUCACACUAAUAAGUUUCUGGAAGAUCAUGUGAUCAUCAAACAGGAACCUGGCGAAGCCCCCCACGUGCCCACAUCAGGAGCUGCCAGCCAGUCACCGCUCCCCCAGUACGUGACUGUGAAAGGGGGUCACAUGAUCGCUGUGUCUCCUCAAAAGCAGGUCAUUACUGCUGGAGAAGGGUCUGCCCAGUCACCGAAGAUUCAGCCCUCCAAGGUUGUUGGGGUGCCGGUGGGGACUACUUUACCUUCAGCCGUGAAGCAGGCUGUGGCCAUCAGUGGUGGCCAGAUCCUGGUAGCCAAGGCCAGCUCUUCUGUCGCCAAAGCAGUUGGUCCAAAGCAAGUUGUAACCCAAGGAGUUGCCAAAGCCAUCGUGAGCGGAGGUGGAGGAACCAUUGUUGCUCAGCCGGUGCAGGCCUUAGCCAAGGCGCAGGUCACCGCCGCUGGCCCCCCGAAGAGCGGAUCCCAGGGCUCAGUGAUGGCAACGUUGCAGCUACCAGCCACUAAUUUGGCUAACUUGGCGAAUUUGCCUCCUGGCACCAAACUCUACCUCACCACAAACAGCAAGAACCCUUCAGGAAAAGGAAAACUGCUGCUGAUCCCGCAAGGAGCCGUCCUGCGAGCCACGAGCAGUGCUAGUUAUGGUGUAGUGACAGCAUUUGCCGACAGGACCCCGAGCACCACCGGCCCUGGGGGGCUAUCCCAGCACAUGACUUACACGUCCUACAUCCUCAAGCAGACCCCCCAGGGCACGUUUUUAGUUGGCCAGCCAUCUCCUCAGACGUCUGGAAAACAGCUGACUGCUGGAUCAGUGGUCCAGGGAACGCUUGGAGUCAGCGCGUCCUCUGCGCAAGGACAGCAAACAUUGAAGGUCAUCUCUGGACAAAAAACCACUUUGUUUACGCAGGCAGCCAGUGGGGGACAAGCGUCCAUAAUGAAAGUGUCCGAUAGCUCGUUGAAGUCCGUGCCAGCCACCUCACAGCUCUCAAAGCCUGGGACCACAAUGCUGAGAGUAGCAGGGGGGCUUAUCACAACGGCCACCUCCACAGCCGUGGCCCUCUCGGCAAAUGGCCCCGCACAACAGUCUGAAGGGACAACCCUCGGCUCCUCAUCUGCUGUAGGUUCUGUAAUGAAAACUUGCGGGCAGCAGCCAGUGUGCGUGAGCCAGGCAGCCGCGGGAUCCUGCAAGGCUGCUGCCCCUGGUGUCGUCAGCGCCUCAUCCCUGGUGUCCACGCCGACCCCCGUCUCCGGAAAAGCCACGGUGUCAGGGUUGUUGAAGAUUCACUCCGGUCAGUCCAGCGCCCAGCAGGCUGUCCUGACGAUUCCCAGCCAGCUCAAACCGCUCAGUGUAAACACAUCUGGAGGUGUGCAGACUAUACUGAUGCCUGUGAAUAAAGUGGUCCAGUCAUUUUCUGCCACCAAGUCACCUGCCAUCCUGCCCGUAGCUGCCCCAACUCCAGUUGUCCCCAGCUCAGCUCCGGCCACUGUCGCAAAAGUGAAAACUGAACCGGAGCCACCUGGGCCGAGCUGCCUCUCACAUCAGGGUCAGACAGCAGUGAAAACGGAAGAAGGCUCAGAGCUGGGCAGCUAUGUCAUUAAGAUAGACCAUUUAGAAACUAUCCAGCAACUCUUAACAGCAGUAGUAAAGAAGAUCCCAUUAAUCACUGCAAAAAGGGAAGAUGCCAGCUGUUUUUCUGCGAAGUCUGUGGAGCACUAUUACAGCUGGAACAUUGGGAAGCGGAGAGCCGCUGAGUGGCAAAGAGCAAUGACGAUCCGAAAAGUCUUACAGGAAAUCCUAGAGAAGAACCCCAGGUUUCACCACCUGACACCCCUGAAAACCAAGCACGUGGCUCACUGGUGUCGCUGCCACGGCUACACGCCCCCGGACCCCGAGAGCCUGAGGAAUGACGGGGACACGAUUGAAGACGUGCUGACCCAGAUCGACAGUGAGCCAGAGUGCCCGUCAUCCUUCUCCUCUGCUGACAACCUCUGCCGGAAGCUGGAGGAACUUCAGCAGUUUCAGAAGAGAGAGCCAGAGAAUGAGGAGGAGGUGGAUGUGCUCAGCCUCUCAGAGCCGUUGAAGAUAAGCGUCAAAAAAGAGCAGGAAGAGAAACAGGAAGAGGUGAAAUUCUACCUGCCACCAACACCAGGGUCCGAAUUUAUUGGUGAUCUCACACAGAAGAUUGGGAUCAGCCUGCAGCCUGUGGUGCUCCACAGGAACGUGUGUGCGUCGGUGGUGGAGGACAUGAUUUUAAAGGCCACGGAGCAGCUGGCGAGUGAUAUCCUGAGACAGGCUUUGGCGGUUGGAUACCAGACGGCGUCUCCCAACAGGAUUCCCAAAGAAAUCACAGUGAGUAAUAUUCACCAGGCCAUUUGCAACAACCCUUUUCUGGACUUCCUCACAAACAAACACAUGGGGAUCUUGAAUGAGGAGCAGUGAGCAGAACAGAGCUGCCCCAGAGAAGCAGGCUCUGACGCUGAUCCGAAACGUGAGGACUGUGGUGACUCUCCUGUGUACCUCGGGACAUCAUGGUGCCAGACCAUCGCCUCCUCCUGAUCUGUUGUAACGCCAGAGUGCUCGUCCCAGGUUGAAGUCCCUUUAGGACAGAAGUUUGUUUCCCGGCUCGAGGGUGAAGCUGUGAGUGGAUGUGUGCCCUGUCAGCUUGAGUCUGUCCACUUCUGUAAAGGCUCCACAAGAAGAUGUCAGAGCUGGGCCAGGCUGUGUGGGUCAGAUUCUUCUCCCUCCGCGUGUCCUCCAGGGAGUCUGAUGUGCUAGAGGUCUCACCCAUUCUGUGGCUGGGGUGACCGGCAGCCCCCACAGCUGCUCUGGUAACACCUGAAGAUGGAUCAGCCUUCCGCACUCAGCGCUGGUUCUGUGGUCCUGGCCGGCCUUGGUGUGGAGGGUCCGCCUGUCAGCCCAGGUGAGUCAGCUACGGGAAGAGGUAAUGCUGUGCAGAUUACCUCACAGGGCUGGCGGGCUGUAGACUGACCAGAAUUCUGUCUUCAUGGAGCACAGGAUCUUCACUGUGGUAACGUCGAGGGCUGCAGGGCCCAGCCUCGGUGAGCAGAGGUUCAGCUGUUACCCAAGAGGCUCUAAAUUUGUUGAUAACAGAGUCCACAGAUCCCGAGCACUUGGCAGAGUCGUUACAGCUUUGAGCACACGUGUGCUGGGCGGAUAGCUGGCUCACACCAUCUGCUGCCGAAUCCAUACGGAGUGGCCGUGAGUGAGCAGCCUGGACGCAGGCUGUGCUGGGACCCAGUGUCCUCAUCUUCGCUGUCAAGGGAGUGUUUCCUAAGAAGAAAGGCGUUGAAACGAAGCACCUGUGAGUGCCUUAGAGGUAGAUAACCGCCCAAGCCAGGAGACAGGGACGUCAGUGCUCAGCAGCCAUGAGAACAGAACACGCAUGAGCACAGAGGUCCCCAGGGCCACUGCAUGAUGUCCUGGGCCACUGAAGGUGUUCCUGCCUUCCUGACGUCGUCUGUGUGAAGGGUAAAGAUAAAAAUUUAUUCUCAGUUAGCAGUCUGCUCUUAUUCUGCUUGAAGAAAAUUUGAAACCAGUGAAUUCAAAGAAAUUUGUCCAAGCAACAACAUUCAGGUUUUCGUGAGUCAGGUGUUUGAGUCUGGAAAAUAAGGCAGGGAGGUGACUGGGUGAUUAUUCAGCAUCUGAGCAUUGCAGAUGCAGAAGGAAUGUAUUCAGCAGGCUAUAGGGCGUGCCCUGACCUAAUAACAAAUUGUUUAGGAUGUCAAGGCUCAGAUAUUCUAGAUCUGUACUACUCCAAGGAAGACAGAUAUGUAGAGUCAUUGAGUGGACUAUGACAGAUCUGCAGGGUGGAAGAUUUGACCCAGGUGAGAACAGACUUGUUUAUUACAGGUGUGACAACCUAAAGAAGUUACGUUUUUGCAAAAGAGAAAUGAUUCAACACCCCCCCCCCCCGCCGUGUGUUGAUGUACCAUUGUACUGUAUCAUAAUAUGUAACAUAAUUGUGUAACAAAAACGUCUGCAAUAAACCUUUCAGUAUCCAGUUUUCUGCGUUUGAAGCACUGUGUUGAGGUUUAUGUCAGAAAUAGCUGGAAUGAGGGAAGUAGUAGAUAUUUGUGUUUAAAUUGAUUCCUUUCCAAAAAAGAAUUGCAAGAACCUUGCAAGAUAAAAGAUUACAGUUGCAUAAAAGUCUAAAAGCAAAAAAUGGAAGGUACAUAUUGACCCUGGAAAUAAUUAUUUCUGACAGCAUGGGGCUAAGGAAAACUGCUUAUUAGAGCUCGGAGCGUCCUCCAAGGCCAGGCGAAGGGGAGACAGCUCCUGCUGUCCGACAGAGAACAGGUGGUUUCUCUGGCGAGGGAAAAUUGCCUCUGCUGAGAUCUAAAAGGAAUUUCUCCUGCGAGUCCUUAAAUGCUCUGACCAUCUGGUAUCAUAAUGGCUAAAAAUGACGAAAUUGCAGAAAGACUUCAAAAAUGUCCGUUUUUAUGUCAACCCUUAAUACGAGCUAAAGGCUUUGAAAGAUUUGGUUCUUGAAAAGCAAGACUUCCCGUAGGGGA
Messenger RNA from Trichechus manatus latirostris (Florida manatee), 6247 nucleotides. It is a transcript of the gene YEATS2, whose product is annotated as YEATS domain containing 2. Bases 123 to 4154 code for a protein of 1343 amino acids. Gene Ontology annotation, molecular function: histone binding. Gene Ontology annotation, cellular component: NuA4 histone acetyltransferase complex; ATAC complex. Gene Ontology annotation, biological process: chromatin remodeling; regulation of transcription by RNA polymerase II. The record is from RefSeq and is a predicted model, not a curated record. The transcript is spliced from 29 exons. NCBI's taxonomy places the organism in Eukaryota, Metazoa, Chordata, Mammalia, Sirenia, Trichechidae.